GAGGAGGAGGAGGAGGCGUCUGGUUGUAAACGAGGCGCGCACGUCCCGCUCUGGACGGCGGAGUGUGCGCACGGUUGUUCCCGGAGCUGCGCCGCAUCCAGCCGCCGCGCCGGAUGCCGUCUGUCCUCCGGCAGCGAGCCGUUGGAUGAAUUAUUGCAGAGUUGAGAAGAAGUGCCAGAAGAAAGCUGAGGCUUCCAGAGGAGAGAGUCGGAGUUGUGCGCGAUGAUGGAGGGAUGGAGCGCGUGUGUGCCGAUUGUUAUUUUACUCCUGCAGUGUUCCCCCACCGUUCCUGUUAUCGUGUCGACCAGCAGACACAAGGUGGAGGUGCGCGAGUCUACAGAUGCGGUGCUGUCCUGCAUGUUCCAAACAGAAAGUGAUCCAAACCCACGCAUCGAGUGGAAGAAGAAGGGGAAAGAUGUGUCCUUUGUGUACUAUGAAGGACACUUCAGAGGUACCUUUGAGGGACGGGCGACUAUUGACGGGGCGACUGUGACGCUACAAAAGGUGACCCAGGAGGAUGCUGGGGAGUACCGCUGUGAGAUCAGUGCUCCCCUGGACACUGUCAGCCUGGGCGAGACCAACAUCACUCUCACAGUGCUGGUGCCCCCCCACACCCCGUCCUGUGAAAUCCCCAGUACGGCAGUGACGGGCUCAGUGGUGCAGCUGCGCUGUAGGGACCAGCAGAGCAUUCCUCCUGCAACGUAUUCCUGGUUCAAGGACAACCAGCCGAUCGGCCCCCCGCGACACGCCAACGCCACCUACCUGAUCGACUCGCGUACAGGAGUGCUGGAGUUUAAAUCUGUAACAAAAGAAGACACCGGCCAGUAUCGCUGUCUGGCUAAGAACGGAAUCGGACCGCCGAAGAUGUGUGAAGGCAAACAGAUGACAAUAGAGGAUGUUAACAUCACGGCCACGGUGGCAACGACUGUGGCGGUCAUCCUACUGGUGGUGAUUUGCGGGUGCGGCGGUUUCCUGUUACAUCGCAGCGGCUUCUUCAGCCCAGGACACAGACGAAGAUCAUUUUGGAUCUCCCAGUGUCAUGGUGCAGCCCACAUAAGCAGCCAAACCCUGCACAGAACUGAGGACACGUCCAACGUCAACUACAUCCCUCCGCCACAAGAACACCAGGAUUUCAAACACACCCAGUCAUUCAUGCUUUGAGAAGCUGGCCUUCCUUCCAGGUCAUAUCUCCCUCGUGAUAUGGUGCCAACACUGGAUUUUAGUUUUUCCUCCACACCAGAGGAGACUUGAUCUUCAGACAAUUCUUAAUUUCAGUCUUACUUGGGUGGUUAAUAAAUGGGAGGCCUCUCGUUCUCUUGCUUUGCUGUUCAUUAUGUGGCACUGACCCCCCCCCCCCCCCCCCAGUGGUGAGAGGUGGAAAUGGGGGACUGGUGAAUAUUGCUUUCUUUUUUCCCCCUCUGCAGGCCAAUCAUGUUCUUUUACCAAAGACUGCCACUAUAAGGGACGUAAUAAUUAUAAGGGAACCAUUAUUUUCCUGAAAGCCAUAGGGAGAAGUAUAUCCGUUGCAUUGCGGUUUUCUGUCUGCUCUCAAUAAAUGCAGUUUACCUCAGUAUCUGUCAUCUGUCUCAUCGCCACUCAGUCUCAGGCUGUAAUUUUUUGGCAGCGUGAAAAGUCAAACCACUCAAGCCAAUUAGAACUGGCCCCAUUCCAUCCUAAUGUGCCUGCAUUGUGUUUUUUUAUAUACCUUGUGCCUUUUUAAUUUGUCAUAUUUAUCUCGGGAUCACAGUUUUUUGUAAAGAAUCUGCCUUACAUUUUCUGUCUUUAUAUUUCUGUGCCACUGUUAUCAAAUGGUGUCUGUUUUUAGACUGUGCGUGAGAAUGGAUUGUUCAAAUUUUAUUUGAUGUACUCGCAAUAAAAGGUUUUCUAUUAACCA
This is a messenger RNA of Thalassophryne amazonica, 1894 nucleotides long. RefSeq names its product junctional adhesion molecule 2a (gene jam2a). The coding region runs from base 223 to 1161 and encodes 312 amino acids. The record is from RefSeq and is a predicted model, not a curated record. Gene Ontology annotation, cellular component: protein complex involved in cell adhesion; cell surface; tight junction. The transcript is spliced from 11 exons. Lineage: Eukaryota; Metazoa; Chordata; Actinopteri; Batrachoidiformes; Batrachoididae. Gene Ontology annotation, biological process: leukocyte tethering or rolling.